ACCCACGUCGGAGCGCGCACGUCACCAAGGACGAAGCAGAAGAGGGAGAAGCUGAGCCGCCCCUUCCGCGUUCCACGAUGCGGGCCACGAACUACCAGAGGCUGUCGGUGGCGCCGGAGCCGGAGCCGGAGGGUGGCGCGCGCGCCGGCGCCGCGAGGGCGUGGGAGGCCCUGCGGCGAGCCGCCGCGGGGGUGGCCCGGCUGUACGCCGCGCGGCGGCGCUGGGCGGCCCGGAGGCUGUGGGGCGGCAGGAGGGCGGCGUUGCCGUUGCGGGCGAAGGCGGCGGCGGCGAGGUACGAGUACGACUCGGCCAGCUACGCGCGCAACUUUGACGACGGGGCGUGGAUGGCCGACGAGGGCGUGUCCUGGGCUCCUGGCACGCGCGGUCGUUCGGCGCGUGCAGGCUCGCCGCUGUCCAGUGAUUCAUGAAGAGAGCUUCCCUUUCAUAGUUGCUUUGUGGGGACUAGCUACUGAUUAUUUGUUACGAUUGGUUAUAUGUUACAUCUUGUGUAGAAUUGAUUUGUAGCGAGCUGGAAAUUUGUUUGCACUCUAUCUUCAUCGUGUCAAAAACUUACGAACGAAAAAAAAAUAGA
Molecule: messenger RNA, 592 nt
Organism: Panicum virgatum (switchgrass)
Lineage: Eukaryota; Viridiplantae; Streptophyta; Magnoliopsida; Poales; Poaceae
Exons: 1
Coding region: 78-428 (116 amino acids)
Source: RefSeq, a predicted model, not a curated record